AUGUCGCGGUUCCACGUCGGCGGCAAAGUCGUGGAAAGAGUUGAUUUGUUGAGGAAGAAGCAUUGGAUAUGGCGAUUGGAUGUGUGGCCGUUCACCAUUCUCUAUGCUCUCUGGGUCACAACUGUCGUCCCGAGUAUCGACAUUGGUGAUGCCGGCAUUGUUUUUGGCGGGCUUGUUGCUUUCCACAUUCUGGUCUGGCUGUUCUCUGCGUGGUCUAUUGAUUUCAAGUGCUUCGUUCAGUAUAGUCAGGGUAACGAUAUUCAUCAGGCAGAUGCUUGUAAAAUAACCCCAGCCAAGUUUUCAGGGCCCAAAGAAGUUGUGCCCCUAUAUAUCCGUAAACAAGUAAGAGAAUCUUCAUCUGCAGAGGACGAGGACGAGAUUUUCUUUGAUUUCAGAAAGCAACGCUUUAUAUAUUCAAAUGAGAAGAAGACAUUUUUCAAGCUUCCAUACCCAACAAAAGAAACAUUUGGAUACUAUCUCAAAUGCACUGGCUACGGGUCUGAAGCGAAAGUACUUGCUGCUAGUGAAAAAUGGGGACGGAAUGUAUUUGAAUAUCCACAACCGACGUUCCAAAAGCUGAUGAAGGAGCACUGCAUGGAACCCUUUUUUGUGUUUCAGGUGUUUUGCGUGGGGCUUUGGUGCUUGGAUGAGUACUGGUACUACAGCAUAUUCACUCUGUUUAUGCUGUUUAUGUUUGAAUCAACAAUGGCCAAAAGCAGAUUGAAGACUCUUAGUGAGCUAAGACGUGUUAGAGUGGACAGUCAAACAGUAAUGGUUCAUCGUUGUGGAAAGUGGGUGAAACUUGCUGGAACUGAAAUGCUGCCAGGGGAUAUUGUAUCCAUUGGUCGCUCAGUUGGCCAGAAUGGCGAAGAUAAGACAGUGCCUGCAGACAUGCUUAUAUUGGCUGGGAGUGCUAUUGUGAAUGAAGCCAUUCUCACAGGCGAGUCAACUCCCCAGUGGAAGGUUUCAACUAGUGGUAGGGGAAAGGAUGAGAAUCUGUCAGCAAGACGGGAUAAAACCCAUGUCUUGUUCGGUGGAACUAAGAUAUUGCAGCACACUCCAGAUAAGACAUUUCCGCUGCGAACCCCUGAUGGUGGCUGCCUGGCUGUUGUUCUACGAACUGGGUUUGAAACAAGUCAAGGAAAAUUGAUGCGGACAAUUUUGUUUUCUACAGAGAGGGUAACUGCAAACAGCUGGGAAAGUGGGUUUUUCAUUCUGUUCUUAGUUGUGUUUGCUGUGAUUGCAGCAGGCUAUGUUCUGAAAAAGGGACUGGAGGAUCCUACAAGGAGCAAGUACAAACUAUUUCUCAGUUGUUCACUGAUCAUAACUUCAGUUAUUCCACCGGAAUUGCCAAUGGAAUUAUCCAUAGCAGUUAAUACAUCUCUAAUUGCCUUAGCACGUCGUGGCAUAUUUUGCACAGAACCUUUCCGCAUUCCAUUUGCUGGGAAGGUUGAUAUUUGUUGUUUUGAUAAGACUGGAACACUGACAUCAGAUGACAUGGAGUUUCGUGGGGUAGUUGGGUUGGAUGAUGAUACUGAUCUCAAAUCCGACAUGACUAAAGUGCCUGUUCGUACUGUUGAAAUUUUGGCGGCUUGUCAUGCGUUGGUUUUUGUCGACAAUAAGCUGGUUGGAGAUCCUCUUGAGAAGGCUGCACUGAAGGGAAUAGACUGGAGCUAUAAGUCAGAUGAGAAGGCUGUACCCAAAAGGGGGAGUGGGAAUGCUGUUCAGAUUGUUCAGCGACACCACUUUGCUUCCUAUCUAAAGAGAAUGUCAGUAGUUGUUCGUGUAGAGGAGGCAUUUUUGGCUUUUGUGAAGGGUGCACCAGAGACUAUUCAAGAUAGGCUGACUAAUUUGCCAGCAUCCUAUGUGGAUACCUACAAGAAAUACACUCGCCAGGGAUCUCGUGUUCUGGCCCUUGCUUUCAAGUCCCUUCCAGACAUGACAGUCAGCGAAGCAAGGAACUUGGAGAGGGAUGAAGUGGAGAAUAGUCUCACUUUUGCUGGUUUUGCUGUGUUUAAUUGCCCAAUAAGAGCAGAUUCAGCUACUGUAUUGUUGGAGUUAAAGAAUGCAUCGCAUGACUUGGCAAUGAUCACUGGGGACCAAGCUUUAACAGCUUGCCAUGUUGCCAGCCUAGUGCAUAUCAUCUCAAAACCAACAUUAAUUCUCGUCAAAACAAGGAGUGAAGGAUAUGAGUGGAUCUCACCAGAUGAAACAGAGGUUAUACCGUACAGUGACAAAGAGGUUGAAGCUUUAUCAGAGACCCAUGAUCUGUGCAUUGGAGGUGACUGUAUUGAUAUGCUGCAACAGAGUUCAGCUGUUCUUCGAGUCAUUCCUUAUGUCAAGGUCUUUGCAAGGGUUGCCCCUGAGCAAAAAGAACUGAUCAUGACUACAUUCAAGACCGUGGGGAGGAUUACAUUGAUGUGUGGGGAUGGAACAAAUGAUGUUGGAGCUUUGAAGCAGGCCCAUGUAGGUGUAGCCCUAUUGAAUGCAGUGCCUCCAUCGUCGGAAUCAUCUAAAAAGGUUAAAGACGAAGGAAAAGAUGGAAAUGAGAAGCCUGUUGUCAAGCCUUCCAAAAAAGCAAAUACAAUGACUGAAAUGGGGUCUUCUUCAAGGGGGAGAGCCGGAACUAAGUCAGAUCCCAUCAGUAGGUCUGUUGGUAACCGUCAUCUAACGUCUGUAGAAAUGCAGCAGCAGAAACUGAAGAAGCUGAUGGACGAGAUGAAUGAAGAGGGUGACGGUCGAUCGGCUCCAGUUGUCAAACUUGGAGACGCUUCGAUGGCAUCCCCUUUCACCGCAAAGCACGCGUCUGUUGCCCCGACGACAGACAUCAUACGCCAAGGUCGAAGCACUCUGGUGACCACCCUUCAGAUGUUUAAGAUCCUUGGUCUCAACUGCCUUGCCACAGCAUAUGUGUUGAGCGUCAUGUACUUGGAUGGUGUGAAGCUUGGCGACGUCCAGGCUACAAUCAGUGGCAUCUUUACUGCCUCAUUCUUCCUCUUUAUCUCGCAUGCACGUCCUCUCCCCACACUUUCCGCUGAGAGGCCCCACCCAAACAUUUUUUGCUUCUAUGUCUUUCUGUCACUAAUGGGGCAGUUUGCGAUGCACUUGUUCUUCCUCAUUUCUUCAGUGAAAGAAGCCGAGAAGCAUAUGCCGGAGGAGUGCAUCGAACCGGAUUCUGAUUUCCAUCCAAAUUUGGUAAACACAGUUUCAUACAUGGUGAGCAUGAUGAUUCAGCUAGCAACCUUUGCCGUGAACUACAUGGGCCAUCCUUUCAACCAGAGCAUCUCCGAGAACAAGCCUUUCAUGUAUGCUCUGUUGGGUGCCGCUGGCUUCUUCACCGUCAUAACCUCAGAUCUUUUCAGGGAUCUGAAUGACUGGUUGAAGUUGGUGCCUUUGCCGCCAGGGUUGAGGAAUAAGCUUCUGCUUUGGGCGUUUCUUAUGUACUUGAGCUGCUACGCUUGGGAGAGAUUGUUGAGGUGGGCGUUCCCUGGUAGGAUUCCGGCAUGGAAGAAGCGUCAACGUGUUGCUACUGCAAAUUUGGAGAAGCAAAAACGCAUGUGA
Molecule: messenger RNA, 3561 nt
Organism: Linum trigynum
Lineage: Eukaryota; Viridiplantae; Streptophyta; Magnoliopsida; Malpighiales; Linaceae
Source: the annotation of a GenBank genome assembly